GAGAUGGUGGUGCGCUAUCGCAAGAAGAAUAUCGCCAAAAUGCAGACAUUGAAACACUCGCACACCACCAAAAUGAUCAAACGUCAGAUCAAGAACAUCAACACAGAUGUGACGGUUGUUAAGCUGUUGCGCAAAGAGGAGGAAUUGGUCCGCAUUCAGGACAGAAUACUCCACGACUUCGGCAUCAAACGAGAGGACUUUGAGGGCCGGUUCGACAUCCACACCAUUGUGGGAACGGAAGCCGAGUUCCUGUCCACACAUUUGGAUAGAGUGACUGAAAUACUCAAACAAAAAAUCUGAAACUUAUCCGUCCAUUAAUUUUUUGCAAUUAUUUUUAAUCGUUAUUAAACUUCACUUUUUAAUAUACAAUUGAUUACAACACAAACUAUUUUUAUUAUACAUAUAUUUUUAUAAUCAUUUUAUACACAAAAUAAUUUUUUGAUAACUA
Messenger RNA from Oppiella nova, 448 nucleotides. Lineage: Eukaryota; Metazoa; Arthropoda; Arachnida; Sarcoptiformes; Oppiidae. The record is from the annotation of a GenBank genome assembly.